CGCCUAGAAUAAAGGUCGCAGGAAACCCUCUGCUCCAGCUACCGACGCCAUCUUGGCCACUACGUGUGACGCCACACGUAGCGGAACACGUAGCGGAGAGCCAGCCCAUUGGCUGAGAGAUCCGAGGAGAGGCGCGCGAAGCCGGGAGAGGAGGGUAUGGAAGAAACUACAAUCCCAGCUUUCUUUGCGCGUGCCCACCGAGAGCGAAAGAGGAGAGAGUUUGAGUUCAGACCACAAUUCCCAGCAAUCCUCGCGAUGUCUCUCGUUUGCUUUCAAAACGUGGAGGAAAAGAGGGACAGAAGAAUGGAUAUCUUCUGGUGUCCGUUCUUCGAAAGGCGGGAAAGGCGAACUACACCUCCCGACUUGCAACGCGCGGCUGCGCCUGCGCCCUGAUACCUGUCGCCAUCUUGCCCGUUCAGAGGCACCGCAAACAAACCCAAUUCCUGGUGUCCCCUAGUCUUGGCGGAGGAGCCUUUUAGAUGAGCUCAGAAAGGCCGGGCAGGGAAGAUAAGCUCUUUGGGGCUACCAAAAAGAAGCAGCAAUGCCUGUUGUGUGGCCAACACUUUUGGAUCUCAGCAGGGAUGAAUGCAAAAGGAUUCUUCGAAAAUUGGAAUUGGAGGCAUAUGCUGGAGUUAUCAGUGCACUUCGGGCACAGGGAGAUCUCACCAAGGAAAAGAAAGAUCUUCUUGGAGAACUCUCAAAAGUUCUUAGCAUCUCAACAGAACGCCACCGUGCUGAAGUUCGGAGAGCAGUAAACGAUGAGCGGUUAACAACAAUUGCACAUAAAAUGAAUUUAUCCUUAUAUUUGGGUGAAAGACCAAGUUACAGUAUGUCUGGACCUAAUAGUUCCUCAGAAUGGUCCAUUGAAGGUCGUCGAUUGGUACCCCUGAUGCCCCGGCUGGUUCCCCAAACUGCCUUCACUGUAACAGCGAAUGCUGUUGCCAAUGCGGCUGUUCAGCACAAUGCGUCUCUUCCGGUGCCUGCGGAAACAGGAAGCAAGGAAGUAGUGGUUUGCUAUUCCUACACAAGUACCACGUCAACCCCAACCUCUACCCCUGUUCCAAGUGGCAGCAUAGCAACGGUUAAGUCUCCAAGACCUGCCAGUCCUGCCUCCAAUGUAGUUGUCUUGCCAAGUGGAAGUACUGUUUAUGUCAAAAGUGUUAGCUGUUCAGAUGAAGAUGAAAAACCCAGAAAACGAAGGCGAACAAACUCUUCUAGCUCCUCCCCUGUUGUCCUUAAGGAAGUCCCAAAGGCUGUUGUUCCGGUCUCAAAGACGAUCACUGUGCCUGUGAGCGGCAGUCCCAAGAUGAGCAACAUCAUGCAGAGCAUUGCCAACUCCUUACCACCCCACAUGUCUCCUGUGAAAAUAACCUUCACCAAACCAUCAACACAGACGACAAACACAGCAACACAGAAGGUUAUUAUAGUGACCACAUCACCAAGUUCAACCUUCGUGCCCAACAUUCUCUCCAAAUCCCAUAACUAUGCAGCAGUCACUAAGCUUGUACCAACAUCAGUCAUUGCUUCCACAACCCAGAAGCCACCAGUGGUUAUAACUGCUUCACAGUCCUCUCUGGUCAGUAGUAGCAGCAGUGGCAGCAGCAGUUCUGCACCGUCACCUGUUCCUAAUACAGUUGCAGUAACAGCUGUGGUUUCUUCCACGCCAUCUGUGGUCAUGUCAACAGUAGCACAAGGUGUAUCUACAUCAGCAAUCAAAAUGGCAUCAACCAGACUUCCUUCUCCCAAAAGCUUAGUGGGUGCCCCAACUCAGAUUCUUGCACAGUUUCCUAAACAGCAUCAGCAGUCUCCUAAGCAGCAGUUACAUCAAGUGCAGCAGCAGACGCAGCAACAGGUGGCCCAGCCUGCUCCGGUGUCUCAUCAGCAGCAGCCUCAGCAGUCUCCUUUGCCACCUGGUAUCAAGCCUACCAUUCAAAUCAAGCAGGAGUCAGGUGUUAAAAUCAUCACACAACAAGUUCAACCAAGUAAAAUCUUACCCAAACCAGUGACAGCAACUCUGCCUACCAGUAGCAAUUCCCCUAUUAUGGUGGUUAGCAGUAAUGGUGCAAUUAUGACAACUAAACUGGUAACCACUCCUACUGGCACACAGGCAACCUAUACUCGGCCAACAGUGAGCCCAUCUAUAGGUCGGAUGGCUGCAACCCCUGGAGCUGCAACCUACGUGAAAACUACCAGUGGUAGCAUUAUUACAGUAGUACCCAAAUCAUUAGCUACCUUGGGGGGCAAGAUAAUUAGCAGUAAUAUAGUUUCUGGAACGACUACCAAAAUCACUACAAUCCCCAUGACUUCCAAGCCCAAUGUGAUUGUUGUGCAAAAGACUACAGGAAAAGGAACCACCAUUCAAGGCCUCCCGGGCAAAAACGUUGUCACAACGUUGCUAAAUGCUGGAGGAGAAAAGACUAUUCAGACGGUGCCAACAGGAGCAAAGCCAGCUAUUAUCACUGCUACAAGACCCAUCACCAAAAUGAUUGUAACUCAGCCAAAAGGUAUAGGUUCCACAGUUCAACCAGCAGCUAAAAUCAUCCCAACAAAAAUUGUUUAUGGGCAGCAAGGGAAAACACAGGUUCUUAUUAAACCCAAACCAGUGACGUUUCAGGCCACAGUUGUUAGUGAACAAACAAGGCAACUGGUCACAGAAACAUUACAACAAGCAUCCAGGGUGGCAGAGGCUGGUAAUUCAUCUAUUCAAGAAGGAAAGGAAGAACCACAGGGUUAUACAGAUAGUAGUUCCUCUUCUACAGAGUCCUCCCAAAGUUCCCAAGAUUCCCAGCCUGUAGUUCAUGUAAUUGCUUCCCGGCGUCAGGAUUGGUCAGAACAUGAGAUUGCAAUGGAGACUAGCCCCACCAUAAUUUAUCAGGAUGUAUCCAGUGAAUCACAAUCAGCUACUUCAACAAUCAAAGCUCUGUUAGAACUCCAACAGACAACAGUGAAGGAAAAAUUGGAAUCUAAACCAAGACAACCCACUAUUGACCUGAGUCAAAUGGCAGUGCCUAUUCAGAUGACCCAGGAAAAGAGACAUUCUCCUGAAAGUCCAUCAAUUGCGGUGGUAGAGUCAGAACUAGUUGCUGAAUACAUCACUACUGAUGCUGUGGUGAUUUCUGGAGAAAUAUCAUCACCUCCUCUAUUUUCAGUCAGCCACCGCUCCCAGCCCCAACAGCCCUCCCAGCCUCAGCGGACCCUUCUCCAGCAUGUGGCUCAGUCACAGACUGCAACACAGACAUCCGUGGUGGUGAAGUCCAUCCCAGCUUCUUCCCCGGGAGCAAUCACCCACAUAAUGCAGCAGGCAUUAAGCAGUCACACUGCUUUUACCAAACACAGCGAGGAACUUGGAACUGAGGAGGGCGAGGUUGAAGAGAUGGACACUUUAGACCCUCAGACAGGUCUGUUUUAUCGAUCUGCCCUGACUCAGUCACAGUCAGCUAAACCGCAGAAACUUAGCCAGCCACAGCUGGAACAGACUCAGCUGCAAGUGAAAACUCUGCAGUGCUUCCAGACUAAACAGAAGCAGACCAUCCACCUGCAGGCAGACCAGCUCCAGCACAAACUCCCGCAAAUGCCCCAGCUUUCCAUCAGGCAUCAGAAACUCACCCCUCUCCAGCAAGAACAAGCACAGCCCAAGCCAGAUGUACAGCACACACAGCAUCCCAUGGUGGCCAAAGACAGGCAGCUUCCUACCUUAAUGGCACAGCCCCCCCAGACUGUAGUACAGGUGCUUGCAGUGAAAACCACGCAGCAGCUCCCUAAACUGCAGCAGGCUCCGAACCAACCAAAAAUCUACGUGCAACCCCAAACCCCCCAGAGCCAAAUGCCGCUCCCAGCCUCUUCAGAGAAACAGCCGGCAAGCCAGGUGGAGCAGCCAAUUAUAACCCAAGGAUCCUCUGUUACAAAGAUAACUUUUGAGGGGCGCCAGCCUCCCACAGUUACAAAGAUAACUGGUGGCAGUUCUGUGCCUAAGUUGACAUCACCAGUUACAAGCAUAUCUCCCAUUCAGGCCUCUGAGAAGACAGCAGUGUCAGACAUUUUGAAAAUGUCUUUGAUGGAAGCUCAGAUUGAUACAAAUGUAGAGCAUUUGGUAGUGGAUCCCCCAAAGAAGGCUCUUGCCACUAGUGUGCUCACUGGUGAAGCAGGAUCAUUACCCUCCACCCAUGUGGUGGUGGCAGGGAUGGCGAAUUCCACUCCCCAGCAACAGAAAUGUAGAGAGUCCUGUUCAAGUCCAUCUGCUGUUGGCCCUCCCCUAACGACAAGGAAAAUCGAUGCACCAGGAGUGCCUGCGACAGGCCAGUUCAUGCGUAUUCAGAAUGUAGGCCAAAAGAAAGCUGAAGAGAGCCCAGCAGAAAUUAUCAUCCAGGCCAUUCCCCAGUAUGCUAUUCCUUGCCACUCCAGCUCCAACGUGGUCGUAGAGCCCAGCGGGCUCCUUGAACUGAACAAUUUCACCAGUCAGCAGUUGGAUGAUGAUGAGACGGCCAUGGAGCAGGACAUAGACAGUAGCACAGAGGAUGGAACUGAACCCAGCCCCUCUCAGAGUUCUGCUGAGCGAUCCUAGUGUUUUGGACACAGGAGUGCACUUUAAAACCUACUUGGUUACCAAGUGUCCAGGGAAGCCCUUGUAAUUUUGAUGUCUAAAGAGAGCACUUUGCCCAUGCUUAGACUGUGGACCCUGAAACAGCAGUGUUUCAACAAGAAUUGCUGCAGGAGUAGCAUUUUAAAACAAGAUAAAACUCACAGGGGAAUGUACUUUUUUUUAGAAAAAGAAAAAAGAUGCACAUCUACAGCGACAUAAGACCUGAUAUUCUUUCUCUAUUGGACCAUGGCUAAUGGAAAAGUUUGUCUUGCAGUGAAAAGAGACUUUUCCUGUGAAUGUUCCUCAACUGGUUUCUACUGAGCAAACACCAUCAAAAAAGGAGAAUGUGAAUAGUUUGUAUUUUGAAACAGUGUGUCAGGAACAGUUUUUUUUUUUUUUAAUCUUGUAUGUUUUUGCAAAUCCCUGCAAGUGCUGAAUUGGUUAACAUUUUACAUCUCCUCAGUUCAUAUUUUAUAAAAUAACUAGUUCUUUGAUACUGGCAUUAAAGAAUCCUUGUUAGAUGGUGGAAAUCAGGUCCCUCACCAGUGGGAAGUGCUUCUUUGGGUGGUUUGUACAUUCUCACCAGUUGUAUGCUAAUUUAUUGUGUUGUUGUUCCUUUGUGCUCUAGGCAGCACACUUGCUUUCUAUUUAUUUAAAUGUAAACAUUUCAAAGCAGGCCAUAUUCCUUCUGACAAAUUUCCUGUAAGCCAGGAUUGUCUACCCUUUCCACCUCCCACCCCCGCCCCCUUUCUCCUUUAAGAAAACUUAUGAGAAAAUGUUUCAUUGUGGAACAGAGGAAAAGAAAUAUUUUCUAGUCCAAAGGAAAUGUUCAGUUAAGUUCAGGAAAACAAGUUAUUCAUAUGAUGCUAUCUUAACACUGAAAUUGCACAUUCAUGUUGGACUGAGACUUUGAAAAUAACUUUUACAUACCUUUGUUUAAUCCCCUUUGAAAUGUAUAAAAAGUUAAUUUACAGUUCUAAAUGUAAUGUUUUUAAGCAUUCUACCUUUUUAGGACAUGAUUUGUUUAAGCAAUAUGUUUGGGUCUUGUGAUCACUGUCUGUCACAAGUAGAGUGAAGGGUAAGAGGGUGGGAACGGGUAAAAGUCAGUUUUGACAAGUUGUGGCAAAGGAAACUAUACUUUUCAUUUUUUAAAAAAAUGUAAAUAGAAAAGUUUUUAACGGUUUUAUAUAGAUUUCACUAUAAAUAAGCAUUUUAAGACUGACAAAUGUUGAACUGUAUAUACAUAUAUCAGCAUAACUGCCCAAUUUUUUGGUGCUGAAGUACUGUAAAGUAGAAUUCAUCAAUGGUCUCCUAAUUUUUACAUCUAUAUCUGGAAAAAAAAAAAAAAAACUGUGAUCCUAUAGUUAAUAAAUUCCCACUAGAGUGACACUGACGAUUUAAACACAGGCAUUCACAGAUGCACUGAUUUCUUGUAGUUGUCAUUAUUUCUGCUACAUGAUAAUGACUUAUACCCAUAGAUGGAGCUGUUGGGUAUUAUUUUAUUGUACAAAUUCCUGUUUAAAAGACUUUGUGAUUGUUUCUAGUUAAGUAAUUUUUUUAACCUUUUGGGUCAUAGACUUCUUUGAAAAUCUGAUGACACUUUGAACUCUCACCAAAAAGAGUGAAAACUCGCACAUGCCAAUAUACAUGUUAGGUUUUGCAAUUUUUAGGGGUUCAUGGGCCUCUAAGCCUAUCUAUGUGUUCCAGGUUAAGCCCUCUGUUAAUGGUCAGUCCAUUACUUACAGAUGUAAGUUUUUAUAAAAUAAAAUAUCUUUUAAAUAUUCGUGGAUCAGGUAACAGCAAACUUGAAUAAAGUCACUAUGUUCUA
Messenger RNA from Dama dama (fallow deer), 6407 nucleotides. RefSeq names its product EMSY transcriptional repressor, BRCA2 interacting (gene EMSY). Lineage: Eukaryota; Metazoa; Chordata; Mammalia; Artiodactyla; Cervidae. Gene Ontology annotation, biological process: regulation of DNA-templated transcription. Gene Ontology annotation, cellular component: nucleoplasm. Bases 542 to 4561 code for a protein of 1339 amino acids. The transcript has 21 exons. The record is from RefSeq and is a predicted model, not a curated record.